This is a messenger RNA of Anopheles coustani, 1944 nucleotides long. RefSeq lists its product as uncharacterized. The record is from RefSeq and is a predicted model, not a curated record. NCBI's taxonomy places the organism in Eukaryota, Metazoa, Arthropoda, Insecta, Diptera, Culicidae. The transcript is spliced from 3 exons. Bases 34 to 1788 code for a protein of 584 amino acids. Gene Ontology annotation, cellular component: nucleus.
AGCGCGACAAUCGUACGAAAUUUGAGGAAAACAAUGGGUGUACGGCAUUUGUUAACAUUUAUGGAGCGGAAAGUGAAUGGAGGCACUUAUCCUGUGAAAAUGGAUCAAGAAAUACAGGCUGCUAAAACCGGAACGAAAAAGCCGUUGAUUGUGAUCGACCUUAUGGCUUUGUUCGGAUUAUUUUGUGACGAUAAACAUAGCUUGCUUUGCGGUAGCCAAAUAAGGCUAGUGGAACGCCAGGCGGACGACUUUUUCAAACGUUUAGCAGAAACCGGUGCCGAGUUGGUAUUUUUCUACGAUGGUACAUUGCAAGCAUUCAAGUACGAAACAUGGACAGCUCGCCAGAAUGAAAAGUACAAGAACAUGAUUGCCAUAGUGGAUGAUAUUGACCACGGUACGCCGUUGACACAGAUAGUCAAUCGCCACUGGAGGACGAUACCCAACAAUACCGGACUCAAACUUAAGCGAGUUGCCAGGCAGCAUGGUCAAUUAAUUAUCUCGGUCGCCGUAGAAUGCGAUCAAGCUCUGGCUGCCUAUGCGGUGAAACAUAAAGCUCUGGCAAUCAUUUCACAUGACACUGAUUUCUUCAUCUUCGAGGGUAACUGGCAGCUUUGGUCAGCAAAUCACAUCAAUAUCGAGACGUUGGAAGCGAUUGGCUAUAACCGGAAGGCACUCCUCAAGACGCUUGGACUGAACUGGCAGCAGAUGGCAGUUUUUGCAACAUUGGGAGGAAAUGAUUUUUUCAAGUACGAUGAGGUGGAACCGUUUCUCAAUAACUUCGGACAGCAUAACCUGAAGUUUCCCAGACUUGCGGAGUAUAUUAGAAAUUUGGCGCUUGAUAAAAAGUCAAUCAAAAAAACAAUCGACCGGGUGUUGUCCUGCGUAUACCAUGGUAGACCAGUACCGCGAGAAGCCAGAGAAUGGUUCCAACAAAGCUUAACCUUUUACAAAACUGACGGUAAGGCUGUUAAUUCGAAGAAUCUUUCAGCGGAUCCGCUGCAAAAGUUCCUCCUAGACGCGAAUCAGCAUUUUGUGCACAACAUACUAACGGGGUAUCCGUUUAAUUGCACCCUGUACUUUUUCGACUAUCGCUCACCUGCCUUAGGAAAUUAUUCUGAUAUAAUCAGUCCAAUAAUUUCUCGAAUAGCCGGCAUUAUUCUGUAUCACCACCGGCAAGCAGGGAUUGCGCAUGUUAAAGUGAUGACCAAACGUAGUCACACGGAAUCACACACAAUGUACACCGUCCCGGCAGAGUUUCCCGAACAUGCAGUACCUCCUCCGAUACAGGAACUUCACGCAUCAGAUGCGAGUACCUGCGAGAGUCUUUUGAUGGCAAAAUUGGCACUUUUGUCAUGGGUUUGCUCGGACAAUUUGCCCUUCGAGCCGUUUGCAGCUUUACCGCCAUCACUAAUGGUUACCGUCCUGACACUCUUUCGGUUGAUUGAGUUCGGCGCGCUGGUCCUAUUCGAGGCUGACCUUCUGUUCUGGAUUGCACACGAUCUUUCGUUGGAUGGGUUUGAUCCGAGCACAGAACGACGACCAUAUCGUCUAGAUCCACGCGCUUUUCGAAUCGGGUUUCUCUUUCAGAAAAUUUACGCACACUUUGCCAGGGUGGCAAAGUCGCUCGGGCUUCCGAGCAUGUACCGACCGUCAACGCCCUACGAUGGGCUACGGUUUCACAAUCAAUACGGCGCUUGGCGUGACGGACAUAUACAACAUCAGAUGGGAACAUCGUUUUUCGACUGGCGUUUGUAUAGUUUGGCCACGCCACGUCACAAUGUAGAUUAACAUAGUUGUAUGUAUAAAAUGCUAUUAUUCUGGCUAUCUUUCUGAACAGUUGUUAAAAAUAAUGUACAUUUUCAUACGAAAAAUGAUAAUUAUAUUAUUGAUCGCAAAAUUCUUUUAUCUUAUAAUUAAAAAACAAAAUGCAGCAAAAUUACUAAA